UAAAUGUGUCUCAAUUUCCCCAUGGCUACCAGUAUUCAGGCCAUCGACAUUGUGACACCUACAGCCAUCAGAUCGGUUGUGACAUGGUAUCUGAUCUACAGGGAGACAUACAAGACAUGUUCAGUCCCCAACAAAAAGUCAAAGGGAGCGACACGGCUUCGAUUUGGAGCGAAACUGGGGGCGAAAAGGUAUGGAAGCGAAACGACCGCAAUUCAAACAAAUUGGUCACGAGGGAUUUGAAUUUCGAGGGUUAACUCCGACCAUGCGGAAAUCUAUUUUUAGCGCGGACUUUACACGUCCCAAUAAGAAGGCCCAUAUGAAGACAUCAAUCGGUGAUGAGUUAUUUAAGAUGUUUAAGGAACGAAAUUAGGGUAACUAAGAUUAUAUGCAAUAUGAAGAUGCCAGUAUUUGAGAAAAUUGAUAUCACUGCUAUGCAACUCUCAAAAACUACCAUGUUAAUGAAUUGUUCUUGUCCCGGCCUUUGUGGAAUUGAACAAAAUUCGCUCCGCGUCAACAAUCGAAACAGUGCCACGUGGUCUUUUGCACAUUAUUUUGUUUACAAAAGUUUGUUGUUCAAACUAGCUAUCUGUUGUCUAGUUGAACAUGCCAAGCAUAGUAAAAGAGAUUCAGGUAGUUGAAGAUGAAAUUAAAGUCUGCGAGUCUCGGCUUGAUGUCAUUGAACGAUCGCUGAGAUUAACAGAGAUGACAGAGGAAGAGAGAGACAAUAUGUUAGAUGAACAGAAGGAACUUCAAACAAGACUCAAAGAAAGUGAAAAGACAUUGAAGAGUUUAAGAUGGGAGAACAUGAAGACAAUGUUGAUAUCAGUGACAUUCCUCUUGAUAGGUUAUCUUGUUUAUAACGUAGUCAUGUCAAGCUGACGAAUACUCAUAUUAGGAUAUGUAAUCUGUGUAAAUAUGCAGAGUAUAUUAGUGAUAUUUUGAACUGCACUACAAAAGAUUUCACCAGACGAUGGUGUUCUCAGGCAACAAACAUACAAUCAUCGUUACCUUGUGCGUCAAGACAGGCCUUUCAACUUGCCGAGCUGGCCUGUCCUAGAAACGGAGAAAGCUAAUUAUCCGCAAGCAGGGGAAUCACUUCUCCAGGUGAAACAUCUGCAAUCAUCGUUACCUUGUGCGUCAAGACAGGCCUUUCAACUUGCCGAGCUGGCCUGUCCUAGAAACGGAGAAAGCUAAUUAUCCGCAAGCAGGGGAAUCACUUCUCCAGGUGAAACAUCUGCAUACAAAGUCAUAGGGUCUGUAAAUGAGUAAUAAAACAGUAGGUUUCAAA
This is a messenger RNA of Lineus longissimus, 1288 nucleotides long. RefSeq lists its product as uncharacterized. The transcript has 4 exons. The record is from RefSeq and is a predicted model, not a curated record. The coding region runs from base 604 to 879 and encodes 91 amino acids. Lineage: Eukaryota; Metazoa; Nemertea; Pilidiophora; Heteronemertea; Lineidae.